This is a messenger RNA of Heterocephalus glaber (naked mole-rat), 939 nucleotides long. RefSeq names its product taste receptor type 2 member 7-like. Gene Ontology annotation, cellular component: membrane. Gene Ontology annotation, molecular function: bitter taste receptor activity; G protein-coupled receptor activity. Gene Ontology annotation, biological process: detection of chemical stimulus involved in sensory perception of bitter taste; sensory perception of taste; G protein-coupled receptor signaling pathway. NCBI's taxonomy places the organism in Eukaryota, Metazoa, Chordata, Mammalia, Rodentia, Bathyergidae. The record is from RefSeq and is a predicted model, not a curated record.
AUGGCACGUAAAAUGGAGAGAAUGUUAAUACUCUCAGCAGUUGGAGAGUUUUCCAUGGGCAUCUUAGGAAACACAUUCAUUGGAUUGGUAAGCUUCAUGGAUUGGGUCAAGAACAGGAAGAUUGCCUCCAUUGAUUUAAUCCUCAUGAGUUUGGCCUUGUCCAGGAUUUGCCUGUUGUGUGCAAUUCUACUGGACUGUUUUAUUUUGGUGGUGUAUCCAGAUAUCUAUGACAAUAAUGAGAAAAUGAGGAUCAUUGACUUCUUUUGGACCCUAACCAACCAGUUAAGUGUCUCCUUUGCUACUUGCCUCAGUAUUUUCUAUUUCUUCAAGAUAGCCAAUUUCUUCCACCCCCUCUUUCUCUGGAUGAAAGGCAGAAUCCACAAGGUGAUUCUCUGGACUCUACUGGUGAGCCUGGUGCUCUCGGUGUUCAUCAGCAUUCCAGUCACUGGGAACUGGAACGAUAAUUUCAGAUCCUGUGUCAAGGGAAGGAAGAAAACAAACUUCACCUGGAGGUGUGGAAUCAAUGACAACCUGUAUGCUUCGACCAAGUUAAUUCUCAACCUGGUAACCUUGUUCCCCUUUGCUGUGUCCCUGUUGUCAUUUCUCCUCUUGAUCCUCUCUCUGUGGAGACACACCAGACAGAUGAAGCUGAAUGCUACAGGCCACCGAGAUCCCAGCACAGAAGCCCACAUACGAGCCUUGAAAUCUGUCAUCUCCUUCCUGGUCCUCUUCGUUGCUUACUGCUUGGCCUUUCUCAUAGCCACCUCCAGCUACUUUAUGCCAGAGACCGAAUUAGCUGUCAUUUUUGGUGAGUUGAUAGCUCUCAUCUACCCUUCAAGUCAUUCAUUUAUCCUAAUACUGGGGAACAAUAAAUUAAGACAAACAUCUGUGAAGGUGCUAUGCAAAUUAAAGUAUAUUCUAAAAGGAAGAAAAAUUUGA